This is a messenger RNA of Pseudoliparis swirei, 1540 nucleotides long. RefSeq names its product molybdenum cofactor synthesis 3 (gene mocs3). Gene Ontology annotation, molecular function: thiosulfate-cyanide sulfurtransferase activity; adenylyltransferase activity; URM1 activating enzyme activity. The record is from RefSeq and is a predicted model, not a curated record. Gene Ontology annotation, biological process: tRNA wobble position uridine thiolation; protein urmylation. Lineage: Eukaryota; Metazoa; Chordata; Actinopteri; Perciformes; Liparidae. The transcript is spliced from 14 exons. Gene Ontology annotation, cellular component: cytosol; cytoplasm. Bases 89 to 1468 code for a protein of 459 amino acids.
UGUGUGUGUGUGUGUGUGUGUGUGUGUGUGUGUGUGCGCGCGUGUGUGCGCUCUUCGCCCACUCCCAGGAAACUCAUAACCAGCAGACAUGGGGGACGAGAUGCGCUGCCUGAAGGCUCGGCUCGAGGAGAGAGAGAAAGAGGUCGCUGCCCUGAAGAAUAAACUGGCCCGAGUGGAAAAGGACCGUGCUUCAGGACCAGAGCUGUAUGAGGAAGUGACACCCCUCAAGCCCCUGAUGGCCAAGCCAGCCCUGAGCAACGAAGACAUCAUGCGGUACAGCAGACAGCUCCUUCUGCCUGAGCUCGGUGUUCAAGGUCAGCUUAAUUUAUCCAAGACCUCAGUGCUGGUUGUGGGCUGCGGAGGACUGGGCUGCCCCCUGGCACAGUAUCUCGCUGCUGCAGGCAUCGGGCGCCUGGGCCUGCUGGACUAUGACGAGGUGGAGCUCAGUAACCUGCACAGACAGGUGCUUCACGGGGAGGAGACCCAGGGCCAGGCCAAGGCCCUGUCUGCUGCCAGUGCAGUGAAAAGGUUGAACUCGACGGUGGAGUGUCUCCCCUACCGCCUGCAGCUCUCGCCGGGGAACGCCCUGCAACUCAUCCAACAGUAUGACAUUGUGGCGGAUUGUUCAGACAAUGUCCCCACUCGGUAUCUGGUGAACGACGCCUGCGUGCUCAGCGGCAAGCCUCUGGUGUCCGCCAGCGCCCUGAGGAUGGAGGGACAGCUGACAGUAUAUAACUACCGUGGAGGCCCCUGCUACAGAUGUCUUUACCCAGUACCCCCACCUCCAGAGACAGUGACCAACUGUUCUGACGGAGGGGUGUUAGGAGUGGUUCCGGGGAUAAUGGGCUGCUUCCAAGCCUUGGAAGUCCUCAAGAUUGCCUCUGGACUAGGCUCUUCCUGCGGCCAGAAGCUGUUGAUGUUUGACGCUCAAGACACCCGACUCAGGUCCAUCAAGCUGCGGCCCAAGCAGGCCGGCUGUGCAGUGUGCGGAGAGGAGCCCAGCGUGACCCAGCUGGUGGACUACGAGGCUUUCUGUGGGUCCGCUGCCUCCGAUAAGUGCCGCAAGCUGCACCUCCUCUCCGGAGACCAGAGGAUCACGGUACAGGAUUAUAAAUCGAUAAUAGACAAGGCCGAGCCACAUCUCUUGUUGGAUGUGCGCCCUCUUGUGGAGGUGGAUAUAUGCCACUUACCUUUCUCCCUCAACAUCCCCCUCUCACGUUUAGAGGAGAGGAAGAGCGAGCACAUACGACUCCUUCAGGAGAGAAUCAGCCAGUUGAAGCAGCAGAUGGAGGGAGACUGCCGGCCUCCAGUGUACGUGAUCUGUAAGAUGGGCAACGACUCUCAGAAGGCAGUGCAGGCUUUGGAGAAGAUGAGUGGGUCCGAAGUGGACAGUGUCUCAGUGAAAGACAUCUGUGGAGGACUCUCGGCCUGGGCAAAGAGGAUAGACCCCACAUUCCCACAGUAUUAAUCCAUAUACAGUGAAUGUUUGUUUGUGUGUUUUUACACUUUUUUUGUCAAUAAACUAUUUUUCAUCAUUGCU